Molecule: messenger RNA, 477 nt
Organism: Camellia sinensis
Lineage: Eukaryota; Viridiplantae; Streptophyta; Magnoliopsida; Ericales; Theaceae
Source: RefSeq, a predicted model, not a curated record
AUGAACAUUGAGGCUGCUGCACUUCUUGGUGGGGCCCAGAGAGAUCGCAAAUGCUGCAUCGAUGUGUGGCAGAGGCCAUUAGGGCGGUCGGUGGCGAAGAUCAAAGACACCAUUCAAAAGAUUAGGGUAUGGUGGGGAAUAUUUGACACUGUUGAGGAAGCAGCAAGGGCCUACAAUGAGGCGGUUUGCUUGCUUCGUGGAUCCAACACUCUACCGGGAGAUAAUAAAUGUACCGGUACUGAUCAUCAUCAACAAGCUAGUAUUGAUGAGCGCGAAAUGGGAGAAGAAUACAUUGAUGUUGGGAUCGUGGAUUUCCAUUUCAUGGAUGAUGUUAGAUCUUCUUGUUGCUAUUAUUUGCCAUUUGAGAUCGCAAAAGAGAUGGUGGACGAGCAGGAGAGUUAUGGUGGGGAAGAGGAGGAGCCAUUUGGGCUAACCGAAGCCAUGAAGAGGAUGAAGUAUGAGCAUAAAUUCUUGUGA